This is a messenger RNA of Carica papaya (papaya), 1651 nucleotides long. NCBI's taxonomy places the organism in Eukaryota, Viridiplantae, Streptophyta, Magnoliopsida, Brassicales, Caricaceae. The record is from RefSeq and is a predicted model, not a curated record.
GCAUUUAAGUUGUGCAGAGACUCGGAAAGCGUGACGAAGUGAUUAUCAUGAUGAAGGGAAUGUAAUCAGUCCCGCCAAACCAGUUCAUAUAAAUCUCUCUCUCUCUCUUUUUUUUUUUUUUUUCCUCUUUUUUACUAUUAAUUCUCCAUUUUUCAUUUUUCGAUCAAACCACGAGGUUUUUCUUUGUUGAUUCUUGGUUGGGUUUAUAGGGGGAAGAAGACGAAGAACCGGAAUCGGACGCCUUUUUUCUUUUCCAUUUUUACUCUUCUUUUCUGUAUAAUCAUGGAAUAAUACAUGUACGAAGCAAAAUAGAUGAUGCUUUGUGCUUCACUGAGGGAUCGAAUACAGCCUUGGCUUCGCGACUAUGACAGGCUACAAUAUCUCGCCGUCGUCCUCAUUUACAUUCAAAUUGGGUGCGCGUUGGUUGGAUCGCUAGGGGCAUUGUACAAUGGCGUCCUGUUGAUUAACUUGGCCAUUGCUUUGUUCGCUCUCGUUGCCAUCGAGAGCAGCAGUCAGAGCCUCGGCCGCACCUACGCUGUUCUUCUUUUCUGCGCCAUUCUCCUCGACAUUUCUUGGUUUAUUCUAUUCUCUCGUGAUAUUUGGACCAUUUCUUCCGAGACUUAUGGAAUAUAUUUUAUUUUUUCCGUAAAGCUCACACUGGCAAUGCAGAUUGCUGGCUUUUCCGUGAGGUUGUCAUCCUCACUCUUAUGGAUUCAGAUUUACAGGCUGGGGGUUUCUUAUGUAGAUGCUACAGCACCACGGGAAGCAGAUUUUGAUUUAAGAAACAGUUUCUUAAGUCCUUCAACUCCUGCUGUAGUUAGACAAUGCUCGGGAUCUGAUGAUGUUUUAGGCGGCUCUAUAUAUGAUCCAGCCUAUUACUCAUCUCUCUUCGAAGAAGGUCAAGACAAUAGAAAUUCACCCGGGAUAAAAAAGAGGGAAGGGGUGUUCCAGAAAACAAAUAUGAAUGCAAAUCGAUGUACUGAAAUUUGAGUAGGUUUUUAACUGAAUGGAUUGUACUUGUGAAUUGAAAAUAGAUCUGAACAUUGAAAUUUUUCUGGAAAUCUGUUAGUGAUAUGGACCAAUUGGAAUACAUUACUUGCGGAUAUGAUUUUGGGGCCCUAUUUUUAAUAUUGCCUUGCAAUUGAGUUGUUGGGAUAGCUUUGCUGAUGAAUAGACGUCUCUUUGCCAUUUUUUCCUUUCAUUACUAAACAGUCCUCCCAAUAGAAUGUUAUGUGCAGAUUUUCUCAAAAGGUUUUGUCUUCCUUACACUUCAUGGAAAUAAUGACCUAAUGUAACUGAGCUAAGCUUAAGUACUUAUGGGAGUUACCAUAUUUGAGACAUUCAAGGGCUUUAUAAGUAUUUUCCAUUAAUUGAAGAAUCAUGUGCUAGCUCCUCUCAGAAUGGAUAUUAGGUCUUAUCACAUGCUAUAUUGUGUUGUUGUCAGUUAAUUGUGAAAAGUUACUAUGCUCUAAGCUUGGGAAGACAUUUACAACUCAUAGCAUCAUUAUGUUAAGUCAAUAUUUUUGGAGUAGAUAUCUACAGCCAGGAACUUAUGCCAUAAUUUAAACUAAUUAACCUAUGCUAAACUGUUGUUAUGUUACUACUAUAUUACUGUGCAAGUGCCAUCUGAUUUCUAUUUAUUUCUUUUUGU